Messenger RNA from Momordica charantia (bitter melon), 1103 nucleotides. It is a transcript of the gene TOM20-3, whose product is annotated as translocase of outer membrane 20 kDa subunit 3. Gene Ontology annotation, cellular component: mitochondrial outer membrane translocase complex. Gene Ontology annotation, biological process: protein insertion into mitochondrial outer membrane. NCBI's taxonomy places the organism in Eukaryota, Viridiplantae, Streptophyta, Magnoliopsida, Cucurbitales, Cucurbitaceae. The record is from RefSeq and is a predicted model, not a curated record. Gene Ontology annotation, molecular function: protein binding.
AAAAACUUCGCGAGAAAUUACCGCUCAUUGCUCAUUGCCGAGAGGCUGAGGACUUAGCGGAACCGCCUCGCCUUGCAGUCGCGGACUCCUACUUUCUUCUUCUCCUCACCGCCUCGGCGCCCAUUUCCACAGCUCUUCAAACAAGGAUUUCAAAGCCCCAUACUCCUCUUCUCAUGGAUUUGCAGCACAGCGACUUCGAUCGCUUACUUUUCUUUGAGCAUGCCCGUAAGAGUGCCGAAGCUACUUACGCCAAAAAUCCCCUCGAUGCCGAUAAUUUGACGAGAUGGGCGGGAGCUUUGUUAGAGCUAUCUCAGUUUCAGAGUGUUUCAGAAUCGAAGAAGAUGAUUUUAGAUGCAAUAUCAAAGCUGGAGGAGACACUGUUGAUUAACCCCAAGAAGCAUGAUGCUCUCUGGUGUUUAGGAAACGCUUAUAAUUCCCAGGCAUUUUUGAACCCAAACCAGGAGGCGGCAAAUGGUUUUUUUGAUAAGGCCUCAACAUACUUUAAACAAGCUUUGGAUGAGGAUCCUGGAAAUGAACUUUAUAUGAAGUCCUUGGAGGUGACUUUUAAGGCCCCAGAAUUGUAUGCAGAGAUCCAUAAGCACGGUUUUGCUCAACAGGAAACUGCAACGGCUGAACCUUCUACUUCAUCCAGUACAAAGACAUCAAAGAAAAAGAAGAGCAGUGAUCUCAAGUAUGACAUAUUUGGAUGGAUAAUACUUGCUGUUGGCAUAGUUGCUUGGGUCGGGUUUGCGAAGUCUCACGUGCCACCCCCGCCACCAGCCCGAUAAGUCGCCGUGUUAGACGUUUGGAAGUCUUAAGGCAUUUAUCAGAUUUAGAGCUGAUAUCUGUAGAGAUGAGAAUUACAUAUCAAUCAUCUGUUUUUUUUUCGGUUAAUGUUAUUUUUAUAAAUUUUAUCAUCAUUUUGAGUCGUUUCGUUGUCUUUUUUCUGCGGUAUGACUGAUGAAUAAGUUGAUAUUGAAUCCUGUGUAGAGGGGUUCUGUUUGGGAAUUCUGCCUAAUUAUUUGUUAACUAUUUGGUGAUGAUUUGAAGUUGUUGGUAGGAUAGGAAGGAAAAUGGUGAUUUUGUUGCUUAUUUGUAUUGAA